UUACAGAAUGUCGCUGACAACCUAAUCGGGCUUUCAGGCUUAAGAGAUAUAACUUCUGCCAUCACAGACAACAUUCUUAUCACCAAGUUGGACAUCUCAGGUAAUGAAAUAACAGACGAAGGCGCAAAACUAGUCGCAACUAUGAUUGAGGCGCGAACAGGUCUUCGAGAACUGCGCAUGAAUCACAACUGUAUCCGAGAGGAUGGGGCACUGGCAAUAGGAAAAGCACUCGAAGAGAACGUAUAUCUGCUAUAUUUGGACCUCAGUUGGAAUCACAUACGUUGUAAAGGUGCCGUAGCCAUCGCAAACUGUUUAAAGUCAAACGUGUGUCUUCAAAAACUUGACCUUGCCUGGAACGGCUUUGGCAAGGAAGGAGCCCAGGCUAUGGGACAGGCCCUCGCGGAGAACAGCACCUUGAAGGAGCUGGACCUCACUAACAACCGCAUCAACGCAAACGGCAUGGCUCUCCUCAUGGCGGGACUCAAGUAUAACGAGACUCUAGAGGUGCUGAAGAUUGGACAGAAUCCCUUUAACAGCGACGUGGCCAAACAUUUAUUGAUGAUACUGGAGCAAGCUGAAAAAAGUGCAUUAAUCUUGGUAGAAAUGUCAGACGUCUCGGUGGACGAAGACUUCAUGGCGGUCCUGGAGCGGCUGGCCGCCAAGUCUCACCUGAACGUCAAGCACGGCAAGUUCACCCGGAAGGUACCCGUCAAAGAGUUUCGGCCCCCGAAACCGCCCCCUCGAGACCCGAUAACCAUGAUCUACGACUACAAGUACGAGAGAGGGUACCGGACCCUUGACCUGCUGAUGCAGUUGGACAAGGAUAACAACUUUAUUAUCGAUAGGCAGGAGUUCACUGACGGUCUCGCGCUGAUGGGUAUAGAGGUAGCGGAGGAAGAUAUUGACGACCUAAUGGGCAAACUGGACCACAAUGCAGACGGCAGAAUAGACUACAGGGAGCUGGUAGAAGGCGAGAAAGAGUACGGCCAUCGAGAGGGCCGCAACAUGCAGAUGUCCACCAUCAUGAAGAUCCGGGAGCUCGCUAAGACCAUGAUGCAGUUCAAGUUCAAAGAAGUGGUUGACGCGGCAAAGAACAAGCCGGACGGUGUCGCCGCACAGACUGAACAUGCGCCUAGUGCGGGCAAUGGUGCCGGCGCCAGCGUUAAUGCGGGAGCGGUAAAGACUUCCGGUUCCGGUACUAGAGCGGCGGUCAAGAAGUAACAAGAUGACACAUGGAAAAAAGUGUUGUCAUCAAUAACUAAGCUCAGUUAUAUCAAUUUCAUUUUACUUGAUACAUACAUGUACAACAUGCAAAUGCUAUGAGGCAUUUUAGAACUAAGUUGAAUGAAAUACCCACGUUACGUAAAGUAUGUGCCAAUGUUUCACAUAUCAUCUUUUCUGACAUCUGAAAUCAUAGGAUAUAUUGUGUUAUAUGUUAACGUGUUUGAUAAGAAAUUGAUUUAUUUGAAUGUAGACGUGUGUGAAUUUCAGAAAACAAGAUGAUAACUACGUAUGAAUACAUGAAAACGCUCACACACGUACGUUAGCGGAAAUUAAAAAAUACGCAACUUCAAAAUGAAAUUAAAAGGGCGGAAAGAAAUUUAAAAGAAUUUACUAAAACAUUGAUUCUACGAUAAAUGCACUAAUUAGGUGGUCACAAAUGAUGAAAAAUCAAAAAAUGAUUUUAUGCAUGUGUUUGUCAUUUUUGAAUAGCAUGAAGUAUUGGUGUCAAGAUUCAAACACCAGGGGACCCAAACCCAUCUCGAUUUUUUCCAAAAACCGACAUGCUGUAGUAUCACUUAAAAUGUAUACGUCAGAAACGUUAAAUACGACUGCCUGUUGUGAAAAGCAGUAAGCAGUCGUUUUUGUGGUAUAAGAACCUUGCGAUGGACGUAUUUCCUACAUGUGAACCUUCCCCAAAGAAAUAAACAAAGUGUAAAACAAAUUAAGGGUGAACAAUAACAAAUGCGCCAUUCUUACAUAACAAUAUACAUGCCGUAUUUUAUUUUGUCAACUAAACACACUUUGUUUUUAAGGUUAACACUGUUAUUGGUUCAUACAUUUGUUUGUGAAAACUUUUGUAGAAUAGUUCAGUGUUUUCACGUUUUCGCAAAUAAGUGUUUGUGCAUGCUUGAACAAAGGUAUUAUUAUACGAGACAGUGUUUAUCAUUUAACGUAUCUGAUGUAUGAAACUGAAAUUUUUAUUGAAAAUGGUAAUCGUUUAUAAAUGCAACAUUUGCCUAAAGAAACGGUAUACUUUCGAUAAAGUAUACACUUAAUUAACUUUGAACGGUUAUAUGAACGUGGAACAUGGAUUUUAACAACGCGACACUUUUAACGUAUCUGAUGCCGUUAAGUUAUUUCAUCUGAAAUAUCUGGCAAAUUAGUUCGUGAUCGUCUUCUCCUAAUUUGAAUUCUCUUCCGGACUUUCCAACAGGCUCUGGUUCAUUGACGUUACAAAGAAUCUGGUUGAAGUUGACCCAUAUCUUAUCUGGAGGCUGCGGCCAUUUGAAUUUUUCAACGGAUGUGCUUCCACGAGCUUUUUUCAUAAAGGAAAUUUUAGCAUCGCCAUCCGAUUCGUCAACCUUACGAACUUUUCCAACGUACCAGACCCCUUCAUAGACGGCAGCCACAAAGUCACCUUUCUUGGGGACCACGUCUAAUUCUGCAGGUACAGCCAUUGGUAUAGCUGCAGGGGUGGGUUCCAUUUCAUGAUCAACAUCAUCUAUAAAUUCGGCUACCUUCCUUGCCAUACCAUGCCAUAUCCAGCCAUUGCAUAGAGUGUCACCAAUGAUACAAGAUUUGCAAUAGCAGGAUACCUCUCUUGAGAACAAGCCACCGUCUUUAGGAAACACAGCGUGUGCUUUCAUUGUACCUUGCAUUGGAAGAGGAUUCGUUUUCUGGAUUUCAGCAGCAGUUGUGUCAACGUCAUCGGUGGUGUAGAAACGGUACUUGAUGUUAACAGAACUUCCCUUUGCCCAAUUGAAAAAGUCAAAAGCAUCCUGGAUACAGGCUUUUCCCUGCUUUAUAGCAUCACUUGCCUUUCUCUUAGCAACACCACCGAUGCCGUCACAAGGGCCCUUACCAUGGCCGGAUUCAAAGUAAUUCCAACGUGCCGAAAAUCCACUGAAUCGUUCGGCAAAGUUCAUGAUAGCAUCAAACACGAAUCGAUUACGAUACUGGGAGGAAGGGCUGUCCGUCCAGUAAUGAAUUUGUCGAGCGUCAGGGAAUAUCUCUCUUAAUUCUUUGCAUAGCUUUUUCAUUAUCGUAAUCACGGCUGAAGAGUUGUGUUGCAGAGCAUUAGACACAAAGACAAAGUUCAAGUGCUCUAGACUAUUAUCCGUGCCUCUGAAAUAUACAACCACCGGAUGUAAUGUGACUGAACUGGCAUUCCAAUAUGCGCUCUGGAUUUCGUCAGAUGUUCCGCACGUAAAGUUUUCAGCAAAGUCCAUUUGCACUACCAUGUCAUUGCUCGGUAGGUUUUCUUUUAACGAUUUCAGUGCUGUAUAUUGGGCUGUAACUCUGCUCACGUGAUUCAGGAAUGCUUCAUAUUCUUCCUUCAUCAGGAUUAUGAAGUCGUCUUUACUACACUUAACCGAUACUAUUUUCAUCUUUCUCUUACCAUCUACUUCUACCCGGCGCCAUGUUUCAUAUUCUACUUCCGCGUUUGAAAUGCCACCAAGAAGCAUUUCCAUUUGCUCUUGCGUCGUGUUCUUACAUACAGUCUCUGGGAUUUUGGAAAUGUCAACGCCCUGUAAACGAAGGCAGUUCAGUUUCAUCGCAAAACUCUGAUGUCUUGAACAUAGACAGGUAUUUCUUGACAUUGAAGAAGUAAGUUUGAUGUACGCAGG
This is a messenger RNA of Dreissena polymorpha, 3851 nucleotides long. RefSeq names its product leucine-rich repeat-containing protein 45-like. The record is from RefSeq and is a predicted model, not a curated record. Bases 142 to 1221 code for a protein of 359 amino acids. Gene Ontology annotation, molecular function: calcium ion binding; protein binding. Lineage: Eukaryota; Metazoa; Mollusca; Bivalvia; Myida; Dreissenidae. The transcript is spliced from 9 exons.